AUGCUUACUGCAAUCAGAAACACUCUCCCGUUUGAUCGGCGCCAGCUGACCACCAUCCGCCGACGUUCGCUCUUUGUUUCUUUUCUGUGUUCUGGCGUUGCCUACCGGGCCUACUGUUCCCACAGCAGUGACGGCGGCGGCCAUGAUGCGCUCCUGCCGUUUGCCCAGUCAACGACUGUAACUCUCUUACUUCAGCAGCAUCACCACUUUCCUACGUGCGGACAAUUAGCAGUCUUUUUUGCCGACAAUGGAUCCCCUAAUGCUUCCAAGUCUGGUCAGGAGGACUCAAAGCGUUUGGAUAAACUUUUCGCUCUCCACCAUUGGGUGGAGACCCAACUGCCGUACCUCUUCAACAGGGGCCUUUUUGACUCGACCAGUGAAAUAUUUGAUCCGGACACGGUCCUAGAAGUGGAACGUUCCAACGGCUCUGUCACUCGCUUUAGGGGUCGCCCACGGGCUAACAUCUUCCUGGCUGCGGUAAGAUCCUAUUUUGCGGCGACUUCGUCCCAGCGACGCAUCGACCUUCUUGGCGUCCAUGCAGACCCCAAGGUGGGGGAGCUCGAAGCGCAUUUUCGAGUUGUUCUCCUACCCUCUCCUACCUCCUCAGAGCUUAUGCUGCCCCAUGACCAACUUGCCCUCCGUCUUGAAAAGAAAGCCAAGUGA
This is a messenger RNA of Dibothriocephalus latus, 663 nucleotides long. NCBI's taxonomy places the organism in Eukaryota, Metazoa, Platyhelminthes, Cestoda, Diphyllobothriidea, Diphyllobothriidae. The record is from the annotation of a GenBank genome assembly.